This is a messenger RNA of Brassica napus (rape), 4286 nucleotides long. RefSeq lists its product as uncharacterized. The record is from RefSeq and is a predicted model, not a curated record. Gene Ontology annotation, biological process: proteolysis. Lineage: Eukaryota; Viridiplantae; Streptophyta; Magnoliopsida; Brassicales; Brassicaceae. Gene Ontology annotation, molecular function: cysteine-type peptidase activity. The transcript has 10 exons. The coding region runs from base 70 to 2079 and encodes 669 amino acids.
CCAGAUGAUGAGAUUGUGAUUGAGUCACCUGCUGCUCAGACUCAAGUUUUGCAAAAAGAAACACUGGAAAUGAAUGAGACACCUUCUUCUCCAAUAUCUCCAAAGAGUAUUGAGGCUCAAGUUUUUACUCCAAUUCAGAAACAGCAGACGGUAACAGAGGAAACGUAUGAGGCUACACAGCCAUUGACUGAGAUCAUUUCAGCAAACAAUAAAAAGGAGGAUACACAUGCUGUGCAUCACACACCUUCCUCUCCAUUGUCUUCACUAAUUGCACUAGUUAUUGAAGAAAAUAAGAAUGCUUUGAGUGAGACAGAAACUGCGACCCAAUAUUUUUCUACAAGUGAAGGAGAGCAUACACAAUCAAGCAGAAAGAAUCAAGCAGAAGAAUAUCUCAAGGAUACUACAGAACCUACUACUGAGCUAGUUUCCACAGAUGUUUCGAAGACACAGCCUCUUACUCCGCAAACACAGCACCUUCAGACAAGUGAGGGAGAUCAAUCCGAUGAGACACCAUCAGAGCAGAAUCAAGCAGAAGAAAAUCUCAAGGAUACUACAGAACCUACUACUGAGCUAGUUUCCACAGAUGUUUCGAAGAUGCCGCCUAUUACUCAGCAAACAGAGCAUCUUCAGACAAGUGCUAUAGAUUUUUCAGAAACAAACGAGGUUGAAGUAAGCAGGCUUCUAGCUCACUUUCAAAUAGGCGCAGAGGUUGAGAUUUUGUCUACUGAUGACGAAAUAUGGUAUCCAGGAAAGGUUGUUGAUCUUAAACUGUGUGAAGGACUAGAGGAGCUGACAGUUGAGUACACGACACUCUUCACAGACCAACAUAGACUUCAGAAACUUCAGGAUACUAUCACGGCUGACAAAAUACGUCCUGCAACACCAACUAGUGACCAAAAAUCCUUUGAGAUGAUGGAUAAGGUAGAAGCCUUUUACAACAAUGGCUGGAGCAGCGGACAAAUUAGCAUGGUACUUGGUGAUAACACAUACUCGGUGUGUCUCUAUACUUCUAUGGAAACUAUUCUAUUCAAACAUUCAGAUUUGCGAAUUCAUAGAGAAUGGAAAGAUGGAGUCUGGAAGAUGGCAGAUAAGGUGAAGCCUGAUAAGAAAAGGAAAGCUGCUGCCUCAUCACAAAAUUCAGGAAUGGAUAAUGUUUUCCUAAGAAGGAGCGAGAGGGUGCCUAAACGAUCUAGAGACACAAAAACUCCAUUCAAGUCUGACAGAAAUCCGGCUUUAACUGUAAUACCUGAGAUUAUACCUGCAGUUGAUCCGUUUUCAACUCCUGCGGAACAUAAGCUUUCAAGGCUUCAAAAUUGGAUGACAUUAAAGCCCGGCAUGCAUGAAACGUCCCUAUCAAUCAAUGAUAAUAAGAUAAGGAAAUCUUUCUUUCAAAGCAUGGAAAAUGCAAAAAAGGACCUUAAGAAAGAGCACAUUGAUGGAGCCUUUGCAAUGCUAAAUUGCAGAAGAAAUGAGAAUGCUGCUUGGUUCCACAACUACAAGAUUCCAAAGGCGUGCUUCCUACCUAUGGAGUUCUUGCAUUGCUUGCUCUCUGAUGAUUUGGCUUACAAGAAAGAAAAGGUCAAAGGUAAAAAGAUUUUCAACGAUUUAUUUAAAGAUACUGUGAGAGGGAAGGUAUAUCCAGAGAAGACAUGGGGAGAAGAUGUUGAUGUUGUGUAUGGGAUUACUCUUGGAAAAAAAAGCAAUGUCUGGAUUGGGAUGGAAAUUCAUUUGAAGAAGAAAAGAAUCACAGUAUAUGAUUGUUUUCAAAAGGAAAGCAACAGCAUUGAUAUUCCUCAAGUGAAAAAGUUGGCAGUGUUGAUUUCUAAUCUGCUGGUGGAAUCUUCUGGUGAUGAGGUAGAUAAAGUGAAGAUGAUUCCAUUUGAGAUUGAGCAGGCACAAGGUUUACCCAAGACAAAACAUCCUUUCAACUGUGGGAUAUUUCUUGUCAAGAUUCUGGAGUGCCAGUCAUUGAAGAUAGGAGACAUGACAAAGAUUAAUGAUGACAAUGCAUUGGAGCUAAGGAGAACCUUGUCUUGUGAGAUCUUCAACCAAUUUGUGGAUGAGAGCUUUGGGAAAUGAGAAUGAUGCAUGAAAACAUUUUUUGUUUUAGUUAAGACUCGGUUUUAGUUAUGACUGUUUAUUUUGUUAUGUUGUUGGCGUCUGGUUACAUAAGAAAGAUUGGAAGGAUAUCAAGUAUUUUUUUUGGGUAUCAUAUAUCUUGGAAGGUUAAAAUAAUGUUUCUGGAUGGGUUUCCAGAAAAAAAGUUAAGUGUUUCAAAUGUAAAAAAGAAUGAAAUGAGAUUAUAUACUAAGGAUUGGACAUGUAUAUGGUAAGCUUAAAAUUGUGAUGUUUACAGACAACAAAAAUUUAGAACCACAAAGGAUCGAACCCAGAGGGAGAGAGUUUGCGUAUUUGGAUAGUGUGGGAGUUUAGCCACUAGGCCAAGAAGAAUCAUCUGUUAAUGGAUUACAUUUAAUUUUAUUUAACUCCAAACUGUAACACAAAAAAAAAUUAAAAUUGAUUUUGAAUCCACCACAUAUCGAACCCGGGGAUAGAGAGACUUUUGAGUUAUGAAAUGCCUUGGUUUAACCGCUGGUCUGAGGAGAAUCAUCUGUUAAAGAAUAUUACAUAAGCAUACUUAAACCAAUUAAUAUAGGAUAGGUUUCCAAAACAAUACAUUUCGAUUGAAAAAAGACAAAACUCUUGCCGUCUCAACACUCUCGCCGUUUCAAACUUCUCGAAUCUCACUCGUCUCCGCCUCUCGAAUCUCUCUCUCAUCUCCAUAUCUCUCGAUCUCCGACGAAAACCCAUCUCCAGAACUCUCUCUCUCUCGAUCUUUUACGCGAGCUCUCUCUAUUCUCCGAGAAAAACCAUUUCUAGAGCUCUAUCUCUUUAAGGUAUGUUGCAGAUUCAACCUUAUGUGUGUUUUCUUUCUGAGAGAUUGGUCUCCUGGUUUUUGCUUGUGUAUAGACUUGCUCGUUUUAACCUAAUAUGAUUGGUAGAAUUCUAGUUCAUGUGAAAGCAUGUGUAUAGACUUCAGGAAGGAUUUGUAUUGUUUCAGGAAACCCUUCCUGAAAAUUGGAUUUUAAUUAAUUUAGACAAAUAAAAUUUUUCUUGUUUACGCAGGAUAGAAACAAGAUGGGAGAUCCAUUACCAUUAAGACUAGCACUGCCUGAGCUGAGGUAUCCGAUUGGAUCAGAGCCAGAGAAGACGAUAUCGAUAAACCAACACUCGAUAGUUGCUUAUAUCAAAACUGUUAAGGAAAUUCUAGGAAAUGAUGAGUUCAACAGAAUAAGAGGGACGUUUUUGGGACCGGUGAUCAAGCUUGGAGAGAGGUCUUUGAAAUUAUCAGCUAAGAUAGUGCACGCAGUUCUCACCAAAAGCAUCAAGACAGUGAAGAGACACGAAGCAUGGUUCCAUUUUGGUGCUCAGCCAAUGAGGUUCUCUAUAAGAGAAUUCCACAUGGUGACUGGUUUGAAAUGUAGUGGUGAAGCAAGAGAACCACGAGAGGAAACCGAGAAAUUUAAGUGGGACUUCCUAAAAGGGCGUACUCAUACAGUAAAGGACGUGGAGAAGCAGCUCAGAAACACAAGAGAAGAUGCUUCUGAUGAGAGAUUCUGCCUUGCAAUGCUCCUCCUGAUUGAGAGCAUACUACUACAGAAGAGCCUUCUCGACGGUGGCACAACUUUUACUUUGGAUUAUGUGAAAAUAGCGCAGGAUAUGGAUGUCUUGAUGACAUACCCAUGGGGGAGAACAGCUUAUAAUUUGCUGUUAAAAUCACUUCAGAGAGCUGUCGACAAAAGCCUCGACAAAAACAAUUAUGAUUUGCAAGGAUUCCCUAUGGCAUUUCUUAUAUGGAUACUUGAGUCAGUACCUUUGCUACAGUAUGCAUUCAGUCAAGUUGUUCCUAUUCUGAGCGUUCAACCGUCUACCCCAAUAUUUUUGUGUGAGAAGUACCUUCAAAUAGCUUCUCCACAGCUGAUAGAUGUUCUCCUAAUUGAAAUCAAAGAUCAUGUAAGUUUUUACAUUAUUUUUUUCUUGUUUCUGUUUUGCCUUAUGAUUCUCCAUUUAAAAGCUAAUUAUUUUUAUGGUUUCAGCUUAAGGUCACAUGCAUCCUACCUCCUAUUUCUAAUGAUCCAGAAGCUGAUGUUUGCAUGGAAGACGAAGCUAAUAAAGAUCUGGAUGACAUGGCCGAUUUAUCCAAGAGAGGUUAUAAGUUUAAAAUUAGAGAUUGGCGAAACAUGUCAGUAGACCUAUACGGUGCUAAUGAACAAAUAAGAAGAGCA